Cornus florida is the source of this 1128-nucleotide messenger RNA. Its product is annotated as annexin D5-like. Gene Ontology annotation, cellular component: cytoplasm. The record is from RefSeq and is a predicted model, not a curated record. Gene Ontology annotation, molecular function: calcium ion binding; calcium-dependent phospholipid binding. Bases 66 to 1016 code for a protein of 316 amino acids. NCBI's taxonomy places the organism in Eukaryota, Viridiplantae, Streptophyta, Magnoliopsida, Cornales, Cornaceae. The transcript has 6 exons.
GACAUCGGUGAGAGAGUUCAACACAAACACACACAGAGCGAGGGAGAGAAAAAGAAGAGAGAGAAAUGGCUACUCUAACCGUUCCUCCUGUUCCUACUUCCCCACAGGAUGAUGCUAUCCAACUUUACCGCGCUUUCAAGGGAUUCGGCUGUGACACUGCAGCAGUGAUCAAUAUUCUUGCCCAUCGUGAUUCAACACAGCGCUCACUCAUCCAACAAGAAUACAGAAAACUGUAUUCUGAUGACCUUCUUAAAAGGUUGUCUUCAGAGCUUAGUGGCAAACUAGAGACUGCAGUUUUACACUGGAUGCAUGAUCCAGCGGGACGCGAUGCAAUUAUAUUAAAGCAGGCAUUAAGUGGGGACUUCUUGAAUCUUGAAGCUGCCACUGACGUGAUAUGUUCUCGGACUCCGUCCCAGAUACAGAUUUUUAAGCAAGUCUACUAUUCGAUGUUUAGAGUUUACCUUGAACAUGAUAUUGAAAGACAGGCCUCUGGGGAUCAUAAAAAGCUUUUGCUUGCAUAUGUGAGCACGUCACGUUAUGAAGGCACUGAAGUUGAUAAGGAGAUGGCUGAAAAGGAUGCAAAGGCUCUCUUUAAAGCAGGGGAGAAAAAAAUUGGAACGGAUGAGAAAACUUUUAUCCGCAUUUUUAGUGAACGGAGCCGAGCACAUUUGGUUGCUAUCAACUCUGCUUACCAUAACAUGUAUGGGAACACGCUGAAAAAGGCAGUGAAGAGCGAAACUUCAGGGAAAUUCGAGCUUGCCCUUUUGACCAUCCUAAAGUGUGCAGAGAAUCCUGCAAAGCAUUUUGCAAAGGUACUACACAAGGCAAUGAAAGGCUUGGGCACUGAUGACACGACACUCAUAAGGGUAAUCGUAACGAGGACUGAGAUUGAUAUGCAGUAUAUAAAAGCCGAGUACCACAAGAAAUACAGGAAGCCAUUGAAUGAUGCAGUUCACUCAGAAACAUCGGGCCAUUACAGGACAUUCCUUCUCUCCCUUCUGGGUCCGAACCAUUAAACGUCACAUGAUAGUUAUGUGCUGCUUACAGAGGACAGCAAUGUGCCACUCCAUGGAGUUAACUUUCAAUUUGAAUACACAAGUUAUUACAGACUCGUUGCUUUGUUAUGCA